Sorex araneus (European shrew) is the source of this 1561-nucleotide messenger RNA. RefSeq names its product tubulin alpha-3 chain. The transcript is spliced from 5 exons. The record is from RefSeq and is a predicted model, not a curated record. Lineage: Eukaryota; Metazoa; Chordata; Mammalia; Eulipotyphla; Soricidae. Gene Ontology annotation, molecular function: GTP binding; structural constituent of cytoskeleton. Gene Ontology annotation, cellular component: cytoplasm; microtubule. The coding region runs from base 245 to 1492 and encodes 415 amino acids. Gene Ontology annotation, biological process: mitotic cell cycle; microtubule cytoskeleton organization.
CGGGAACGGGAGGGCCUGGGCAGCCCGUCGUGUCCUGGACAAUGGGUGGCACCGUGCCACCCUCCUUCAGGGCCAGCCUUCCCAGGUCUAAGCUGCUUCCUCUGAGCCCGGUGCUGCAGAAAGUGCGAAAGAUCGAAAGGAGCGCGAGUGCAUCUCUAUCCACGUGGGCCAGGCGGGGGUCCAGAUCGGCAAUGCAUGCUGGGAGCUGUACUGCCUGGAGCAUGGGAUUCAGCCCGACGGGCAGAUGCCAAGCGACAAAACCAUCGGCGGUGGGGACGACUCGUUCAACACGUUCUUCAGCGAGACAGGGGCUGGCAAGCAUGUGCCCAGGGCAGUGUUUGUGGACCUGGAGCCCACUGUGGUCGAUGAAGUGCGCACAGGGACCUACAGGCAGCUCUUCCACCCGGAGCAGCUCAUCACCGGGAAGGAGGACGCGGCCAACAACUACGCCAGGGGCCACUACACCAUCGGCAAGGAGAUCGUGGACCUGGUCCUGGACCGGAUCCGCAAACUGGCUGACCUGUGCACGGGCCUCCAGGGCUUCCUCAUCUUCCACAGCUUCGGCGGUGGCACCGGCUCCGGCUUCGCCUCCCUGCUCAUGGAGCGGCUGUCGGUGGACUACGGCAAGAAGUCCAAGCUGGAGUUUGCCAUCUACCCGGCCCCCCAGGUGUCCACGGCCGUGGUGGAGCCCUACAACUCCAUCCUGACCACGCACACCACCCUGGAGCACUCGGACUGCGCCUUCAUGGUGGACAACGAGGCCAUCUACGACAUCUGCCGGCGCAACCUGGACAUCGAGCGGCCCACCUACACCAACCUCAACCGCCUCAUCGGGCAGAUCGUGUCCUCCAUCACGGCCUCGCUGCGCUUCGACGGGGCCCUCAACGUGGACCUGACCGAGUUCCAGACCAACCUGGUGCCCUACCCGCGCAUCCACUUCCCCCUGGCCACCUACGCGCCGGUCAUCUCGGCCGAGAAGGCCUACCACGAGCAGCUCUCGGUGGCCGAGAUCACCAACGCCUGCUUCGAGCCGGCCAACCAGAUGGUCAAGUGCGACCCUCGCCACGGCAAGUACAUGGCCUGCUGCAUGCUGUACCGGGGGGACGUGGUGCCCAAAGACGUCAACGCCGCCAUCGCCACCAUCAAGACCAAGCGCACCAUCCAGUUCGUGGACUGGUGCCCCACGGGCUUUAAGGUGGGCAUCAACUACCAGCCCCCCACCGUUGUCCCUGGGGGGGACCUGGCCAAGGUGCAGCGGGCCGUGUGCAUGCUGAGCAACACCACCGCCAUCGCUGAGGCCUGGGCCCGCCUGGACCACAAGUUCGACCUCAUGUAUGCCAAGCGCGCCUUUGUGCACUGGUACGUGGGCGAAGGCAUGGAGGAAGGGGAGUUCUCGGAGGCCCGGGAAGAUUUGGCAGCUCUGGAGAAGGAUUAUGAAGAGGUGGGCGUGGAUUCCGUGGAAGCAGAGGCCGAAGAAGGGGAGGAGUACUGAACGGGAGCAUGGGGCUGGCAGGCCCUCCCUUUGCUCUCAGAUCAAUCAUUAAAGUUUCUGUCUUAAAAA